CAGCACCAGAGAACUUCUAAUCUUCUAUUUUAUUGUUGCAUAACACCGAUGAAUGACAAGAAGUUAUUACGAAGUAGCACGCUGAAAGAUUAUACUUAGUAUUCGCUGCGUUGAAGCUUAGGUAGUUCCGUUUGCGACAGAGGGUGGACGAUAAAAUCAAACUCAGGGAGAAGACUCUAUAUUGGCUGUAUCUUUUUUGUCGUCCUUGUAUGCGUCGUUCUUUUCCUCAAAAAUUUCGAAAAACGGGAGACUCAUCGUGUAGCUUCAGUGUCAUUAUCUAGUGCUCAGAACAAACUCGAUACACAAUUUUAAUCUAUAUCAAACGAAUUCUUACAUACACGACGUGUUCUUGUCUAAGAUCUCAGUUCUUUAAAUAAAAGAUACAGGGCGUCGGCGGUAUUCAUAUUGUAUGUUGCAACUACUUUUUCACGCGUUGUCACAUCAAGGACGAAGACACAAAGCAUCUUGAGUUUACAUAUCCUUAAGAAAGCCCUUAUACAUCACUUACAUAGUUGUAUCAACGACGACACCAACGGCGACAACGUCGUAGGUUCUUUCUUUGCAAGGGCAGCUUACUGUAGAUUUGCAAUCGCUCUUUUCGACAGUGUGUAUUUGAUUUGUAACUGUUUCAUUUUGUGCUCAGUCGACUUCUCUUUUCCAUCAGUCCUUCCCAGCAAGGAGUUCCGUCUAUAAACAGAAAACGGGCGCCAACUUGUCUAUCAUACAGAGCAAUUCCUCGUAGUUUCAGCAUACUUACUUAUCCAUAUUUUUCCUGCUAAAAUAUUAGAUGUGGCCAUGGCGACCGCUUCAGAAUUGAAGUUGGGUGGUGAGGUGCUUAUGAGUCCGCAGACAACCGUCUGUAGUACUACUAGCAGCACUACCAGUACCACUUUAGAUUCACAGGGAGUUGUUGGGGUUGGAGGAGGAGACGCAAGGUCCUUCGUUGGGGAUAGUAGUUGUCAACAACGGGGCUUUGUUGGGGAUACUACAACUGGUCACCAAGAAGUAGCAGGAGUAGGGGUAGGACAUUGUCCUCCUGCUGGUCAAGGAGUUGUUACAGCCUGUGCACAAGCACUCAACACUGGUAGCAACGGAGGAGGUAUUCUUGGUCAACAAGAAAACACCACAGCAUCUCAACACACAUUGAAUCAGGCGUCGCGGCACCUCGAUAAUCAAUCUACUGCAUCGCCUGCAUCUGAACCCGAGCGUGGCGAAUCUGGCGACGCUGAACGAGAGGAAAGUACUUACAAGUUAGACUUGAAGUUACCUACAAGUUUAUGGUUGAUGCCUGCAGUUUCGUAAAUUGUUUGCUUUUUCAUCCCCAGGUGAGAUGAUCAUUUGAAUUUCUAGAUCGCAUCACUCUUAUCAUGGCACUUCUACAAGAGACUCUUGUCUUCUAUCUUCCAAACCCUCCAACAAGGUAUGGACGAGCCAUCGAGCCGAGCUGAGCCUGGUUUAGCGCAGGCUGGUUUAACUCAGGGAUGGAGCGAGAAAAAGGGAAAAAGGACUUGGAAUCCCACGGAUUAUUCCAUGCUAAACCAACCAGCAAAAAAACACUCCGGAGGAGGGAAUAAGUUAUGUUGCUUCCAUUUGGUUGCAACUCCAGCUACUUUUUGUUUUUGCACCAGUCUAAGUUUUUGUUUUUUUAUCAUUCCACGCACUCCUUUUGGCGUUUGGCUAUUGUUAAGGGGGCUGUUUCAAAUUGUCGAUUAUGUGAUCUUUAUCUUCUAAAAAUUUGUUCGAUGUCUCCUCUCUCUCUCUCUCUAACCUUCGGCCACACGAGUAACUAUGGAGGCGGCCACACGAGUAACUAUGGGUCGAAAGACCACGGCUACCGUGGGCACAAAGACCACUAUGCCGGUGGUAAGGACAGCAACAAAGACGGCAUGUUCUCGAACAAAGGUGACGGUGGUGGCGGAGGCAAAUAUCUCGGAAAAGGAGGUGGUAAAAAGGGUGGACCACGAAAUCAUAGUUGGCAAGGCAUGCCUAGUCCCACUGGUGGCAUGAUGAACAUGGGAAAUAAUAACAUGUCAGGCUCAGGAGGCCCAAGUCCAACUGGCGGUCCAGCAAAUAACAACUCCUCAGCAAAUAACAACAACAUGCAAGGCAUGCAGAUGCCUGGAGGCGGAGAUCCUCAUAACGGAGCAAUGAGCGCCCAAGGCGGUAUGGACAUGCAAGGAAACAUGCAAGGAAAUAUGCAACAAGGCGGAGGAGGACAGGUAACCAUAACUCUCUAUAUCUUAGGCAGAACAGAAAAUACAGGUUAUUUGUCGAAUUCUCGAGACUGAUGAUUAGUGCUCGAUUUGACAAACCUACCACAUCCUUCAAAAACAAACAGCCGUGGGAGAAUCAGUGGCCUUCGAGCAGCUCACCAACGGGGUACGAUCAAGACGGCGAUCGAUCGCACCAACAGGUAUACUUAUAAAUUUGAUAUCGACUUCUACUCGAAUUUUUCUCCCUCUUUCGUUCUUUUGUGACCUCGUAUUGAUUGCUUCAAACAAACUCUUCACCCCCACUUUUUGUACCUGAAACCAAAACAACAUCUCUAUAUCUCAAUCACAACAACUUACAUCAGGGCAAUUCUUGGGGUAUGAGCAACGUGUAUCAGCAGUAUAACAGCAAUGCUUACGGUUCAUUUGCUGGAGGGUGGAACGAACAGCAAAACAACAUGUACAACACCAGUAAUAGUUCUGGAAACGUAGCAGGAUCUGGCACGACCUAUAGUCGAUACAAUAGCGGCAACGGCAUGGACGCCGGUUUGAAUAGUAGUAGUGGCUCCGUCGAUCGAACCGGUCGAGGUGCAAUUUCGCCAGCAUGGGCAGCACAAACACCGACAGAUGCCAUGGGGUCUAGUUUAGGGUCUUAUACAGCCGAUGGCAUGUGGUUUCCACCAGGCAGCUCUGCUAUGACAGCAGUCCCCUCACCGGUUACUGGGAAAGGUGCUUUUACUUAUACAGUUUCUAGUAGUUGAAGAUGAAGUUCAAUUCCUAAAUUUUGUUCAAGUUUACUCAGCACUGGAUCUCCUCUUCGAAACUCAAGCUUGAUUUUUGUCUCUUCCGCAAAUCCCAGGUGCCUUCGGCGACAAAAGUGUAGAAAUUGAUGGCGUACUAGAUGAUCGUUGCAGAUACUACAAAAGAGUAAACAUGGGGCCGCAGGGAACUCUCACAGCUGGUUGCGGACGUGGAAAUACGUGCCGAUUUAAGCACGAAGAGCCAGGGGCGGAUGAGUGCACGGUACUGAAUUAGCUCAACAAGGUCGUAAUCAAGGGUUAUGUGGCUACAACUCUUUUUACAUACAUUUUUAUUCUUGAGUUGCUGACAUUUUUGCUGACAACUUUUUACUAGAAGGUAGAAAAGUACUCCUGUAUCUACGAUGUGAAUUUGAAUUUUUCCUACAAAUGCAGUAUUCUUAUCUGUGCAGAAGUGGAAAGUUGAUCUCACGACUUCUUCGGCCACCAAAUUGCAAUUCACUUGAUUCCCCGCAACUUCUACAGGUCUACCUUCAAAUCCUCGACGAUCCCGAGCGGUUUGUUUCCUCUUCGCGGCUCGCAGCGAGUACUGUGAAUGUUUUUGACAAUGACACCUCACUUGAGGCUCAAGGCGAGAACCCACAAGGUGCGCGAAAGGUGUAUCACCGAGACCAGGGUGGGACUGUCGUGCUGGACACAACGAAGAAGCUGGGCUUGAUAGCCAAAGCUAAUGAGAAUGGCGGAGCUGGAAACGAAGGCGAAGUGACUCGAGACGACCGAACAGGAAUCAUCAGUCAAAAACAAAGGGUCCCUCCUGCGGAACAACAAGCGAUGCAACAGCCACAGCAAAUGUGGCAAAACCCGCAAAUGCCUCCUAUGGGAGGACAGCAACAAUGGAGUACUUGUUAUUUACUUUGUGAUUUUGAUCAACAUAGACUCAAUAGAUACUUUGAUUUUUAUCAUAAUUUUUAAACUCACUAUAUUUUUUCUUCUGCUAGGUCUAGGACCUUUCUAGAUUUGGGUGAUGUGAUCUGCUUUUUACCAUCUCUCUUCUCUUCUCCACUCCUCCUUCUGACCCUCCACUCAACCCAAUCAUCCUUCUUUCAGACGGCUCACCUGGGCAAAUGCAGCCGCAGAUGAUGGGAUUGUCUGGCAACGUGCAACAAUUUGGCGGAAUGAACAGUAUGCAAGGCAUGCCAGGUAUGCAACAGGGCAUGCAGCAACAGGGCAUGCAGCAACAGGGGAUGCAGCAACAGGGCAUGCAACAACAGGGCAUGCAGCAACAGGGCAUGCAGCAACAGGGUAUGGGCGGUAUGAAUAACAUGCAGCAGCAAGGCGGUAUGGGACAACAUGCUGGUAUGCAACAGCAGGGGAAUAUGCAGCAGCAAACAGGCAUGCAGCAGCAGCCAGGCAUGCAGCAGCAGCAGCAGCCAGGCAUGCAGCCACAGCAAGGCAUGCAAUCACAGCAAGGCAUGCAGCCACAGCAAGGCAUGCAGCCGCAGCAAGGCAUGCCAAACAUGGGUAUGCCAAACAACAUGCCAAACAUGCCUCAACAGAUGCCUAAUAUGCAGCAAGGAGGUAACGUGCAGGGGGGUAACAUGCAGAACAUCCCACAGCAGAAUCCAGGCAUGCAACCCAAUACGGGCAACAUGCAACAGCAACAAGGUGGCAUGCCCAACAACAUGCAACAGCCGGGCAUGCCCAACAACAUGCAGGGCAUGCCUAACAACAAUAGUAUGAUGCCAGGUGGUAUGCCAAACAACGGUAUGAUGCAGCAGAAUGGUAUGAUGAUGCCAGGACACAACAACAACAUGAUGCAGAGUAGCAACAUGAUGCAACAACAGCAACAGCCGAAUGGCAUGAUGCCUCAACAACAGCAACAGCCGAAUGGCAUGAUGUCUGGGCAUCCUAGUAGUAACAGCAUGAUAUCAGGCGGUAUUCCUCAACAACAUCCGAAUUUAGGAGGGUCGAAUCCAGCUGCUGCCCCAAAUAUGAUGCCAGUUGUUCCGCCUAAUGGGAACGCGAUGCCCAACGCGAUGCCCAUGCUGCCCUCUCCAAGUCAGCUGGGAGGGCAGACCAGUGGCAUGCUGGGAGGACAGCACAAGCCGCUCUCUGGCGUUGCGUCGUCGACGGCAUCCGUGGGCAGUGCUAGUACGACUGCGCCAGCAUUGCCGGGAACGAACUUCCCUCUGCCUGGAGGAGCACAUCCUUUGCCGCCAGGCGCUCUGGGUCCACCACCGGGAAGCACUUCAACUACCACACCAUCGACCAGGAUGAAUCCGUUGCCGCCCAACAUUCAUGCCAUGAGAGGAGGAGGUGCUGCGAAUACGAAUAGUAUGCCUUUGCCAGCGUUGCCUGGUCACGGGAAUAACACCAGUCAGCCGCAAAUGGCUGGUACUGGCAACAGCAACAAUAAUAUGACUGGACCACAGCAGAUGCAGCCUCCUCAAGGACAACCAGGUCAACCAGGUAACAACCAACGUCCACCCCAGAUGGGAGGACAAAAUCAGCAGAUGCCAGGCGGCCAAAACCAGCAACCUCCACCACAGCAGAUGGGCGGCCAACAGCAGAUGCCGCAGCAACCUCAGGUUCCUCCCAUGCAGCCAGGUCAACAAGUAGUUCAGCCUCCUACGAUGCAACCUAACUCUCAGCCGAACUCGCAGCCACAGGUGGUACCACAAACAAGUAGUACAAUUAAGGCUCAGCUUUCAAUGGUCACCAUUGAGAUUGGGGUCACUGAGAUCCCUCUUGUUGAGAGAACUCCCUCUUGAGGAAAGAUGGGGGGAAAAUGAAGGAAAAGCAAAAGGAGAGGCAUCCUCGGGCCUAUUUCUUUCAGAGUCAGUGACCAUUGAAUGCUGAGCUUUAAUACAAGCAGUCCCGGCAAAGAAGCGGAAGAAGGGUCAGAAUUGGUGAACAAAUACAUCAAUCUGAGUCAGCACAUCAAUCACGGAAGUCUGACUGUUAAACCAAACCCAAAGGGUGAAUAGAAGAAGUUGGAUCUUUACUAGGAAGAAGAAGUUGAUAGAACAAGGAUAAAAGUAGUGAAGAAUGAACCAGAGGAAGACGAGACCGGUGUGGAGAACUUAUCAAAGAAGACGUAAGAAGACGUGUUAUAUACUUAGUCUAGGAGAAGAAAUGGGAAGACGCUUUCAUCAUCAAGUAGUAGCAGGAAAGCACUUCUUGUGGCGGUGCAGGACAAUCGGAUUGCUACCUUGUUUCUGCGGAGAGUAGAGUGACGAUUGCUAUCCACCUCGGAAAAGAGACGGGAAGGAGGUUGCUGCACUAUUGCUCAAGAUAUUGCUCGAAGGACGCUGUCUUACGACGUCGCGGGGAGCCUUGAAGGUACUACUACAAUUUCAAUGGUUUUUGACUCGAUUUUUUUUUUGAAAACCACAAGAGCCAACCGCGCUGUAGAUUCUGUGAUCGUCCCAGUUUCCCACAUGAUUUUUUUCAGGUGUUGAGCAGACGCGGAUUCGAGUGUCUUUCGAGUUUCUUUCGAGUAUGAGGUUGGAAAAUUUCGAAAAAAGGAGUUUGUUUGAACAAAUGUUUAUGUGAUAUGAUUGUGUUUCAUUGCGAAGACCACGACAAUGCAGGUGGUCAUUCAACAAGAUCAAAUGGGAUAAUAGGUCAAAUUAUUACGUUAUCGUUACGUUUUAUUAUUUGCUUCUGUAGGGUAUUAUCACAUCAAAUAAGAUAGGAAUUUGUUAUUCAUCAAGAAAGUGUACUUAUAUUUAUUUAACGAGAUCAUGACUCAGAGGGUAGCUUACUAAAACUAAGGGGGCGCGCCGCGAGCGAACUUAACAUUUUUCAUGCUAUUAUACUUACUUACACUUCAACGAGCAGUCGUAUUUGAAUUUAUGAUCCUGCACGUUAACAGCGAGCCUUGUAGUCGUGUCUGUGUGCGUGCUGGUACACCGAGGGAUAUUAGUUGUGGACUUAAAUACUUUAUAAUCUAUGCAUUUGCAUCAAAACAACUUACAUGAGAUUGUUUGUUACUUAGAGGUGAGACAUCACAGAGUUAACUUUGUGGUGAUCUAUCUUCAUCCGUAGUGGUAGAUAUUUAGAGAAGGGUGGUGCAGGAGAGGCAGACGAGGGCUUGCAUUUCUUCGGUCUCUGCUGUAAAAAGAGAAGUUCCUUAAGUCUCUACUCUAAAAGAUUCUAUACGCUUUCCGUGUCUGAAAGAAAAGUUUUCACCUGUUCGUAUUCGUAGUAAGUAGUAUUCUUUCAUCAUGUCGAGGAAGGGAGCCACGACGUUGUGUAGCAGGAACUGACUUGAAGCUUUUUUAGCUUGUGCUAUAUGAGAAGAAGAAUACCAUAAGAAAAAAAAAUCAAAAAAAGUAACCCUUGUACGUACUCAGCGAUCGACCGUAGUUUCUCUUUCACCGACACAACACGCUGUGUUGUUUGUAAAUAGCUCAACAUCGCCAAGAAAACUUGUAUCAUAGAUUUGUGCUACAGUCGUGAUAGCAUAAAUUUAUUAAUCUCCUGUCACGCAGAAAUUUAUUAACCUAAGUGGAUAUUAUUGAUAUAAUUGUAGACCAAGAAUAGACUAAAAUAUAAAACAUCAAAAAAAAGGAUCUCCUUCUACUACCAUCGAGCCUCCUUAUCAUAGAACCUGUAACAGAUGAGACGUUAACCACUUAUACUAAAGUACGACCUUUGAAGCUGAUGAGAAUAUGCCUGUUAUAGCCAUGUGGGGUGACGCUACCGAGCCUCUAGUAGACUGGAUCAUCUCGCUUUCUUCUCCAGUAUUAGCCUAUUGGUAUCUAUCAGCAGGUGAAUGUUGAUGAUGUGAAGCUAAAAAACCUGAAGCAUCUUGGUGUCGCGGUGGCUGGAUAUUGUGUCAUAUAAUAGCUAGUAUCUGUCUCACCUCCUCCUGUCAAGGAGUUACCUCAUCACCUUUAUUGUACUUACUUAGUUUGGCACAAACCUGACCGUUAUGAUCUGAAUUCCAACAAAAUGAUUAUAUUUCGAAAACUUACUCAAGCUAUUUCAAGAAGAACGUGAAAGUAUCAUGGACGAUGAACGCGCAAUACUAAAGACUAGUUUUUUUUGUCAGUAAAAGAUGUGAAAACCAAAAACUCGAC
This is a messenger RNA of Amoebophrya sp. A25, 8055 nucleotides long. Lineage: Eukaryota; Dinophyceae; Syndiniales; Amoebophryaceae. The record is from the annotation of a GenBank genome assembly.